UAGAUAGAGAGAGAGAGAGGUAGAAGAGAAAGAGGUAGACACAUUGUUUGUGAGGAGAGAUAAGUAAAUUGUUUGUGAGGAGAGAUAAGUAAAGUGAGCAGCGUCGGUCGCGCUUCAAUCAAACAUCCGGGUGCUUAAAAGCGCAGAAGCACCGCUGCAGCUGCGUUUCCGCGUUGACUGAGCGGAGAGAGUGGAGGGGAGGGGAACGGCGAGAGCGAGCGAGCGAGCAGCGGAGACGCAGUGGGACACAGAGUCGGAGAAAAUUACAUAGACGCACCACAGCCACACAACAAAUAAAUAGAGAAUCGAACAUUGAGCGUCAAGGAGCCCGACCUGAGUGGUGCGCGGCCGAAACCCUUUUCACUAUGUAAAACCACCAGCUAAAAUGUGAGAUUUACGGAGGACAUCAGAAGAGAGCGAGAGAGAGGCUUUACCCCCUUAUCUUUACCGGGUCAUCUCAAUUUUGCUUUCCGUCGUCAUCGCAGUGUUUCUGGGGUAAAAUGAAGAAGUUUAACAUCAGGAAGGUGCUGGACGGCCUAAAGGAGCAGGCGUCUUCCUCUGUUUCGUCUGGCCAGUCGGGCGCCCCGGAGAACAAUUUGAUGCACGAGACCCUUCAGUCCGAGAAUUUUCAGCUCUGCAAGACUGUCCGUCAUGGCUUCCCCUAUCAGCCGUCGUCCAUGGCCCAUGACCCAGUCCAGAAGAUCCUGGCCAUUGGGACCCAGAGCGGGGCCCUCAGACUGUUUGGUCGUCCAGGUGUGGAGUGCUACUGUCAACAUGAGAGUGGGGCAGCCGUCAUCUCGCUACAGUUUCUCAUCAAUGAGGGUGCGCUGGUGAGUGCUCUGGCAGACGACAGCGUGCACCUCUGGAACCUGAGGCAGAGGAGGCCCGCCAUCCUCCACUCACUCAAGUUCAACAGAGAGAGGAUCACAUUCGUCCACCUGCCAUUCCAGAGUAAAUGGCUGUACAUCGGCACAGAGAAAGGAAACAUCCACAUCGUCAACGUGGAGUCGUUCACACUCUCAGGCUACGUCAUCAUGUGGAACAAAGCCAUCGAACUAUCCUCCAAGGCCCACCCAGGUCCUGUGGUCCACAUAAGUGACAACCCCAUGGAUGAAGGAAAGCUUAUCAUUGGAUAUGAGGCUGGAAUUGUGGUCUUGUGGGAUCUGAAAUCUAAGAAAGCAGACUACCGCUACACUUACGACGAGGCGAUCCACUCGGUUGCCUGGCACCAUGAGGGCAAGCAGUUCAUCUGUAGUCACUCAGACGGAACGCUCACCAUAUGGAACAUCAAGGGCCAGGGCAAGCCAUUUCAGACAAUCACCCCACAUGGAAAGCAGCCCAAGGAUGGAAAGAAGCCAGAGCCCUGCAAACCCAUCCUCAAAGUGGAGUACAAGACCACUAGACUGGGAGACCCCUUCAUGAUCCUGUCUGGAGGUCUGUCGUAUGACACGGUGGGUCGGCGGCCAUGUCUGACGGUGAUGCAUGGGAAGAGUACAGCCGUGCUGGAGAUGGACUAUCCUAUCGUAGACUUCCUCACGCUCUGUGAGACGCCAUACUCUAACGAUUUUCAGGAACCUUAUGCUGUAGUGGUCCUUCUAGAAAAGGAUUUAGUAGUAAUCGACCUUGCACAAAAUGGUUACCCCAUAUUCGAGAACCCCUAUCCACUGACCAUCCAUGAGUCUCCGGUUACCUGCUGUGAGUACUUUGCUGACUGCCCUGUGGACCUCAUACCCGCACUUUACUCUGUUGGCUCCAGACAGAAACGACAGGGCUACAGCAAAAAGGAGUGGCCAAUCAGUGGUGGUAACUGGGGCCUCGGCACACAGAGCUACCCUGAGAUCAUCAUCACUGGGCAUGCUGAUGGGACUGUGAAGUUUUGGGACGCUUCUGCAAUAAUGCUCCAGGUACUGUACAAGCUGAAGACAGCCAAGGUGUUUGAGAAGAGCAGGAACAAUAAGGAGGACAAGCAGAACACAGAGAUUGUGGAUGAGGACCCGUUUGCCAUCCAGAUAAUGGCCUGGUGUCCUGAGAGCAGGAUGCUGUGUGUGGCCGGGGUGUCCGCCAACCUCAUCAUAUACCGCUUCAGCAGGCAGGAGAUCACCACCGAGGUCGUACAGCUGUUGGAGGUACGUCUGCAGUACGAGGUGAAUGACAUGGAGUCCCCUCCAGAGGGGGGAGGAGGGGGGGACCGUGACCUGCCCACCCCAGGAGCAGCCUCACCUAGCCCCCAGACCACCGGACCCCCGACUCACCCCUCCACCAGCAGCAACUCCUCUGACGGGGUUCGAGACAACGUACCCUGCCUCAAGGUGCGUAGUACCCCUCUGAAGCAGUCUUCAGGGUAUCAGGUAGAGUUGGUGGUGCAGCUGGUGUGGGUAAGUGGAGAGCCCCCCCAACAGAUCACCAGCUUGGCCCUCAACUCCUCCUACGGCCUGAUUGUGUUUGGGAACAGUAAUGGUCUGGCAGUGGUGGACUACCUCCAGAAGACAGUGCUGUUGAACCUGGGGACAGUGGAGCUGUAUGGGUCUAAUGAUCCCUACCAGAGACAGGCUCGCUCUCCACGCAAGACACGCCAGCCCGCCGGAGGUAAUGGUCUGUGUGACAUCAACGAGGGUUCUGCCUCGGAGGACCGCUGCAAAUCUCCCACUUCAGUGUUGGCGUCAAACCAUCAGCAAUUCUACAAUGGAGGUGGGGGUAGAGGAGCAAAGAUGUCACGGAAAUUAAGCUUGCCUACUGAGCUAAAGCCAGACUUGGUCCUCCUGUCUGUAUGUCCUCCACGGGGCGCCAACCCAUUAGACCACCGAGACAACUCCUUCAGCCGUUCACGCUCCUCCUCCGUCACGUCCAUCGACAAGGAGGCGCGCGAGGCCAUCACCUCCUUCCACUUCUGUGAGACAUUCGCCCGGAAGGGGGACAGCGCCAUCACACCAUGCCUGUACGUGGGAACCUCCCUGGGAACAGUGCUGGCUGUGGCCCUCAACCUGCCCCCUGCUGGGGAACAAAGGCUGCUGCAGCCCGUUAUCGUCUUGCCUAGCGGUACCCUGGCACGACUGAAGGGCAGUAUCCUGAGGAUGGCCUUCCUGGACAACACAGGAACCUUCCUCCCCCCUGCCUUCGAGACCUGGUAUGAGCCAAACGCCGCGGGCGCCGACAGUGAGGAGCGAGACAAGGCCCGUAAACGCCGCCCGGUCUCUGUGUCACCCUCCACCUCCCAGGAGCUGCAGGAGAGCCAGUAUGCGGUGGUGUGCUCUGAGAAACAGGCUAAGGUCAUAGCACUGCCCUCACAGAACUGCAUCUUCAAACACAGCAUCACAGAGACAUCGUUCGUCCUGAGGGCUGAUGUGGUCCAGAUGAACAUAGGGAACUGUGUGGCCUGCUUCUGUGCUAACGGACACAUCAUGACCCUCAGUCUGCCGGGGCUGAGACCGUUGCUGGAUGUAAACUACCUGCCACUGACAGACAUGCGGAUAGCCCGGACCUUCUGCUUUACCAACCUGGGCCAGGCCAUGUACCUCACCUCCCCCACUGAGAUACAGAGGAUCACAUACAGCCAGGAGACCUGUGAGAACCUGCAGGAGAUGCUGGGAGAACUGUUCACACCAGUGGAAACCCCAGAGGCUCCCAACCGAGGAUUCUUCAAGGGCCUUUUUGGGGGAGGAGCAACUUCCCUGGACAGAGAGGAACUAUUUGGUGAGACGCAGGCGGGUAAGGCGUCCCGUGGCCUUGCCCAGCACAUCCCAGGUCCUCAGGGCCUGGAGGGCAUGAAGGGGGCAGCCUCGGGCGUGGUGGCGGACCUGGCGCGUGCCCGGAUAGCACUGGAUGAGAGAGGGCAGAAACUGGGCGAGCUGGACGAGAGGACGGCUGCCAUGUUGGCCAGCGCCGACUCCUUUGGCAAACACGCCCAUGACAUGAUGCUGAAGUGCAAAGACAAGAAGUGGUACCAGUUCUGAUCUGAGAGGGGGGAGCAGAGCCAAAGAGACAUAGCUUCAUCUGGACUCUACAUGCCCCCCUCCUCCAUCUCUCCAUCCAUCCCUCCUUCCAUCUCUCCUUCCUCCGCUGGACACCUGGGAUACUCUUUCCUAGCACAAUGUUGUAUACUGUAUUUACCUCAGUCAUAAGGUUACAAACUGAGGAACGGACUGGAGAGAAAAGAGGUGUUCUCUUUUUUGUUAUUGUUUGUUUUUCCCAUCUGUGACCUGCCGAUUGACUGGAGCUCUGGGGUUCCCUCAUCCUCAUUCGGCAAAAUGUUCUGUGCCAUUGUCUCUGCUCCAACCAAUCCGGGGCAUAUACUAACAGACAAAAUCAGACACAACUGAGAGAAAAAAGAAACAAUGAAGAAACAACUACAAAAAAAAAUCUAAAUGUAAAAAGAGGAAAAAAAGAAUAUAUAUACAUAAUUAUAUAUACAUAAAUCUAUAUAAAUGAUCAACGCUGUAUUCACUUCCUACUGUCAAGUGCAAAACAACAAGAGGACAACAUACAGGUGGAGACAGACGUGGUGGUGUGAGGGGCAAAGGAAGCUCUACUCAAAGUCACAGGAGGUGAUAUCAUAGCUGCAGGAUAAAACAACUGGUAAUUCCAAUGUACACUGGAUCCCCUCUCCUUGCUCCGACUAGACUCUCCUCAUCAUAUAGAUUCACUGUUUUCAUAUCGUUCCCAACUGUAUUAUACAUGUGUUAAAGGUAGAGUCAGCUAUAUGACGUAGAUGCACAAAGUUAACAGGAUAGUGGGUCAAUUUCUGCAGCAACUAAGAGCUUUGGAGCACGAGACUAAACUUCUCAGCUGUUUUGGUCCCGUGGCUACCAUACUGUAAGAGCGCAAAACGAACCCGUGCACAGGAGCAGAUACUGUGUGUGAUUAUGUGAGAGCGAAGUCUUGUAUCUUGCUCAUUGCCAUAGCUGUGGUGCUGCUCGUGCAAUGUCAUUUCUCUGACUCUACCUUUAAUUUAUCUCUUCUUGUUUAUUGUUUGUUUUAUUCUGUUAUUGUAAAUCUGUUUUUCUUUUUCUUAGCUGUCGUGAACAUUGUGAAUGAUGAUAUGUUUUUAUUUGGUCUUGUUGCCAGUAUGUUUUGUGGCUUUGUUAAACUCCCAUAAAGCUAUCCUUAUAAAAAGGGCUGGAUUCAAAAACAGGUCAUGGAUAUAAAAUACAUAGAUUUAUCAUUCAGAUUAGUACACGUCACCAUCAAUAAUGUUUCAUAUCAGGUGUCAGACACACAUCAGAAAUCUUGAAAAGAUCAGAACUCCAGAGGCAAGACUGUCACUGUCUCCGUCUCUCCCUGAAGUGUUUUAUUUGACAUGUAAAUGCUACUUGCCUCCCUGACCUCAUCAUGCCAUUAACAUCUGCUACAGUUUGGGCUUGUUAGUGACCCUGUAUGAAAGAUGUCAGUGUUACAGUAGGCCUACAGACUGCUGGUCUAUCCAGACCUAUUGGAUUGAUAUUCAGGAGUAAAUAUACUCUAUGGACAUGUGAUCCUGAAGUGCACGUGAACUUGGAGAUUACUAAUAACACAUGGGAAUAAACCUAUUUGUUUGUGUUCAAAUAUGCAGGACUAUAGAUACAGUAUGUACGUUCACGCAAAGUCAUACGUUUUUGAAGACUGAAACUUUUCUAGUUUUCCUUGAGAAUUGUCCGUAAAAUGUUUUGUCAGUUUGAGUGGUCUGUUUAUUGACAUUUUAUUUAUUUAAAUGUAAGAGACGCUGCUAUAUGUGUGGUGUGUCGAAACCGUCUGUUGUUUAGAGAUCUGUUUCUAUCCCCAUUUCAGUGGUGAAAGCACUCAUUUGUAUGUCCUUCAAUGUUCUGCCAGGCUUCUCUAUCGUUCUGUUGUAAAUAGGUAAAUAGUUUGACAAUCUAAGACCAAUUGGAAAAGUGUUGGGUGUUUCUCAAGCAAGCGACUCAAGGACAGCUGCCAUAUUUUUAAUGACACCAAAGAGUUACUUUAGCUUUCAUUUCCUUGUUCCAUUACUCAACUUGGCAUUCCAGAAGUUUCACUAAUUAAAAUACAAUAGGCAUAGGUCUAUAUGGGGCCUUGGGAACUGUGCAUUCUGACCCGGCCACUGGGCUAGGUUCCCUUCUCAAGGAGAGUGGGAUAUGCAAAAAAACAAUCAUUUCCAAUUCACACAUGCGUAUUAAUACAUACUUGUACAUGUGUGAAAUAGGACAAAUAUAAGCACCCACCAAAUGAUUAUUAUUAGUGAGGGUAGCACGUUUUUAGUAUGGAACAAACAUUGUAUUUACAACAUUGUGCCCAUCAUAAAAGUUCUAAAGUGGUAUUUGGCUAACUUCUAAGUAGCCUGCACCCUCUCCUAAAAGGACCAUAGGAGCAUUUCACUGUUGCUAUGACCAGCACAGUAUCUUAAAUGUUCAACUUUGACAUUGUUUUGUGCUGUAUGAUCGAUAAUGACUUGUUUUCUUGUCUCAAAAUGCUUGAUUUUGGUGACCAAUCAAUCUGUGUCAAAUCAAUUGUGGAAAAUCAGCAAGAAAAUAUGGGAAGAAAAGAAAAGAAAUAACACAGUAACCACAGUAACGACGCAGUAAGCACAGUAAUGACACACUAACCACAGUAAUGAGAGGAUGUCUGCGUCAGCAGGAUGAUCCAACCUCUGUGUAAUGUGGCUCCAUCAUAGACCUGCCUCGCAUGUUCAGUGUCUCAGUCUGCACACAUCAUGCAUCAACUCUCCCUGGCUUGUCUUCUAAUGCAUUCUGCUUCUACUCCAGUAAUAGUUCCAAGUGGCUCAUUUUGGAGAUACUAACUUGCAGGUUUGGUCUCUUUUUCUGUGUUCUAGUAUGCACUGUUGUGUGGUUGUUGAUAGGUAGUCCUGCUUCAAUCUUCCAAGGAGAAAAAAUUACUUACAAAGAAAAUGAUUAAGGUCCUUCCCGUUCAUUCUAGAUCUCUUUUAUUUUUCAGAUUUUCAAUGAGUUUUCUCUUGUCUUUGAGUGAGUUGUUUCUUGCCCACACACUCAGUACGCAGUAUUCUUCUUACCUGGUAUUAUUCAUACUCACAAGAGGGAGUCUGUCCGCCAUAAUGCCAUUUCUGUCCUGGAUUUAACGGUUAUCAGUGGGUUGCAGUAUUUUCUCAUUGUAGCCAAUUUUCUUGUACAGUUUUAUGCAAAUUUCACAUGGAUGUUUAUGACUUUAUCUGCUGCCACAAACAAUUUAGAAAUAAUUCUGUAGAUAGAAAUUACUGUGCAAUGGAAAAUAAAAGUGGAAAACAUG
Messenger RNA from Salmo salar (Atlantic salmon), 7212 nucleotides. NCBI's taxonomy places the organism in Eukaryota, Metazoa, Chordata, Actinopteri, Salmoniformes, Salmonidae. The record is from RefSeq and is a predicted model, not a curated record.